CUUCCCUCCCCUUCUGGCUCCCACCCAGUUUCUUCCUCCUGCCAGGGCUGAGGUUCUCAACUACAGCCAGAUCCUCCCUGUGUCCCUGGUCUUCCCUGCUGCACACUCCCCUGGUCCCGGAGGAAAGCAGACACCAGGUCCCUGAAGACCAUUGCAGGGGACACAAAGCAGAGGUGGGGUGAAGAGGGAGCCCCAGCAGCAGCAUGCUUCCCUGACAGACAACCCUCCAAAAGAGAUCCCAGAUGAUGGAGACUGCACAUGUCGGUGAGGUGGCCCUUAGGGCCCCACAGCCCACCCACAUUGAUGUGCACAUACACCAAGAGUCUGCUCUGGCCCAACUCCUGCUGGCCGGAUGCUCGGCGCUACGGCUCCCAGAAUCUGCCUCGACCAGGAGUCUGGGUAGCAGCAGGCUGCUGGUGGCCUCCUGGGUGGUGCAGAUUGUGCUGGGGCUUCUGAGUGUGGUUCUGGGUGGAAUGCUCUACAUCUGCCAUUAUUUAGCCAUGAACACCUCAGGUGCCCCCUUCUGGACUGGGAUCGUGGCUAUGAUGGCUGGAUCUGUUGCCUUCCUUCACAAGAAACGGGGUGGUACCUGCUGGGCCCUGUUGAGGACCCUUCUUGUGCUGAUGAAUUUCUGCAUGUCUGUGGCUGCCAUUGUUCUUGGAGCUUGUGAGUUCAAUGUUUACCGAUACUAUCUCAGAGAUGAUGUCUGUGUGAGCUACUCUUCAAAUCACUGGCCCACCAAGCCCCCCAACACCCCAGGUCCUGAAGAAGCGGAUAGGAUAGGCCUGUGUAUAUUCUACACAAGCAUGCUGAAGACCCUGCUCAUAAGUCUCCAGGCAAUGCUCUUGGGUGUCUGGGUGCUGCUGCUCCUGGCUUCUCUCACCCCUGUGUGUGUUUACUUCUGGAAAAGAUGCUUCACAAAGAUGAAAACAGACGAGAAGAAACUGCUGGGUGCAAAUGUGAUCUAGUUCUGCCUCUCCCUUGCUCUGGGUGUCCCUCCUUCCCAAGCCUGAAAGAAGAAUCAGCACGAGCAAAUAGACCCUAUCCCACUGCCAGGCGUGACCACUGCCUGGCUCCACCCAGCAUCACAGCUGCUCACAGCAGACUUGCUCAUUUCUCCUUUACCUUCACCAUCUGUGUUCCUUCUCAGGCAGUGGCUUGAUAAUAAAGUCUCAUGUCAUUGCUACCAGA
This is a messenger RNA of Cricetulus griseus (Chinese hamster), 1191 nucleotides long. Lineage: Eukaryota; Metazoa; Chordata; Mammalia; Rodentia; Cricetidae. The record is from RefSeq and is a predicted model, not a curated record.